AUGCAGCAGGCGGCCGAGACAGGCCCCCGGGCCCUGAUCCAAGCCCAUGGAGCAGCCCACAGCACUGAACUCCUGGAAGGUGAUACAGCCCUCCUGCCUCCACUGCUGACUGUUUCAGCAUCUGAGCGUAAAGACGUUCUCCGACCUCACCCGACACCAUCCUCAGCCCUGAGACGCACCAUUCGCACCGACAGCUCCCUUCACCAGCUGCAGAGAGAUGAGGAGGAGGCCGCCGCCCUUCGUGCCGUGAGAAGGCCCUCGGCGGCACCCUCCGUGGCACCCCCGGCUGGCCCGGAUCCCGAGCUGAGCAUGAACCACCCCUUCUAUGACGUGGCCCGACACGGCAUCCUGCAGGUGGCAGGACCGAUGCCUGAACCCCUCCAAGCCACGCAGGCGGCCCUCUGUGUCCGCUCGGGAGGCAGCCCCUCCCCACUACCCCUGACCUGCGGUGGCCUCGUCCUGCAUCCUGUCCCUGCUCUCUGUGCGGCCGCACUGGCCCCGGGGGCCACCUCCCCGGCCGGGCCCCGAGAGCGUCGGGAGAGCUGGCGUGGUCCCCUUUGCAAAGCUCCCGCCCGGAGUCACCCCAGUGAGCAGGCAGCCUCAGGUCUGAUGAUGAAUGUCUCAGACUACUCGAGUCGCGGGGGCCGGGAGUCUGAAGGCACGGUGUCCCGUCAGCGGGCCGCAGGGCCCCGGGGGAGCUUCCCUCCAGCACGGUGUCCCGUCAGCGGGCCGCAGGGCCCCCGGGGGAGCUUCGCCUCCAGCACGGUGUCCCGUCAGCCGGCCGCAGGGCCCCCGGGGGAGCUUCGCCUCCAGCAGGGGAGCAUUUCUUGCCUCUUGCAGCUUCGGCGAUUUCACACCCCCCGGCCUGGUGGCCGCACUGCUCUCUGCCCUGCGUAUUUGAAGUACAUGCUGGACCAGUACGUGGAGAGCGAUUACACCAUCAUCUACUUCCACUACGGGCUGAGCAGCCGGAACAAGCCGUCCCUUCGCUGGCUCCAGAGCGCCUACAAGGAGUUUGACAGGAGGUACAAGAAGAACCUGAAGGCCCUGUAUGUCGUGCACCCCACCAACUUCAUCAAAAUCCUGUGGACCAUCCUGAAGCCCCUUGUCAGUCACAAGUUUGGGAAAAAAGUCACCUAUUUCAACUAUCUGAGCGAGCUCCGUGAACACCUCAAAUGUGACCAGUUGAGCAUCCCCCAGGAGGUUCUGCGAUACGACGAGGAACUUCGGAACCUGCACGCCGGCAGGCUGCCCCCUCCCACCAAGACACCCCCACCACGGCCCCCUCUGCCCACCCAGCAAUUCGGCGUCAGUCUGCAAUACCUCAAAGACAAAAAUCAAGGUGAACUCAUCCCCCCCGUGCUGAGGUACACAGUGACGUACCUGAGAGAGAAAGGACUCCACACCGAGGGCCUGUUCCGGAGAUCGGCCAGUGUCCAGACGGUCCGCGAGAUCCAGCGGCUCUACAACCAAGGGAAGCCCGUGAACUUCGAUGACUAUGGGGACAUCCACCUUCCGGCCGUGAUCCUGAAGACCUUCCUGCGGGAGCUGCCCCAGCCGCUACUGACCUUCGAGGCCUACGAGCAGAUCCUCGAGAUCACCAGUGUGGAGAGCAGCCUGCGGGUGACCUGCUGCCGCCAGAUCCUGCAGAACCUUCCAGAACACAACUACGCCGUCCUCAGCUACCUCAUGGGCUUCCUGCAUGAGGUGUCCCAGGAGAGCAUCUCAAACAAGAUGAACAGCUCCAACCUGGCCUGCGUCUUCGGGCUGAAUCUGAUCUGGCCGUCCCAGGGGGCCUCCUCCCUGGGUGCCCUCGUGCCCCUGAACCUGUUCACCGAGCUGCUGAUUGAGUACCACGAGAAGGUCUUCAGCCGCCGCCUGGAAGAGCGCGGGGCUCAGGCCGGCGAGCGGGGCGGUCCCCGCGCCAGAGGCUCCGCCCCCGACGGAGGCGCCGCUGGAGACAGACCCGCCUCCGGCCUCGCCCGGCCCCCGCUCCCUCCGCGUCCCCUGACCACGGCCUGGAGACUCCUCUAG
Molecule: messenger RNA, 2034 nt
Organism: Odocoileus virginianus texanus
Lineage: Eukaryota; Metazoa; Chordata; Mammalia; Artiodactyla; Cervidae
Source: RefSeq, a predicted model, not a curated record